This is a messenger RNA of Plasmodium adleri (nom. inval.), 2457 nucleotides long. Its product is annotated as myosin A. The record is from RefSeq and is a predicted model, not a curated record. Bases 1 to 2457 code for a protein of 818 amino acids. The transcript is spliced from 3 exons. Gene Ontology annotation, cellular component: actin cytoskeleton; myosin complex; vesicle. Gene Ontology annotation, molecular function: microfilament motor activity; actin filament binding; ATP binding. NCBI's taxonomy places the organism in Eukaryota, Apicomplexa, Aconoidasida, Haemosporida, Plasmodiidae. Gene Ontology annotation, biological process: vesicle transport along actin filament; actin filament organization.
AUGGCUGUUACAAAUGAAGAAAUAAAAACGGCAAGUAAGAUUGUUAGAAGAGUUUCAAAUGUAGAAGCAUUUGACAAAAGUGGUUCAGUUUUUAAGGGUUAUCAAAUAUGGACUGAUAUAUCCCCAACAAUAGAAAAUGAUCCAAAUAUUAUGUUUGUAAAAUGUGUUGUACAACAAGGAUCAAAAAAAGAAAAAUUAACCGUUGUACAAAUUGACCCACCCGGAACCGGAACUCCAUACGAUAUUGAUCCAACUCACGCAUGGAACUGCAACUCUCAAGUAGACCCCAUGUCUUUUGGUGAUAUUGGUCUUUUAAAUCACACCAACGUCCCAUGUGUACUUGACUUUUUAAAGCACAGAUAUUUAAAAAAUCAAAUAUACACCACUGCUGUUCCCCUUAUUGUUGCAAUAAACCCAUACAAGGAUUUAGGAAACACCACUAAUGAAUGGAUUCGUAGAUAUCGUGAUACAUCUGACCACACUAAGUUGCCACCACACGUAUUCACAUGUGCCAGAGAAGCUUUGUCUAAUCUUCAUGGUGUAAACAAGAGCCAAACUAUUAUCGUAUCUGGUGAAUCUGGUGCAGGAAAAACAGAAGCAACAAAACAAAUCAUGAGAUAUUUCGCUGCCUCUAAGAGUGGAAAUAUGGAUUCACGUAUUCAAACUGCAAUUAUGGCUGCAAAUCCAGUUCUUGAAGCUUUUGGUAAUGCGAAAACUAUAAGAAAUAACAAUUCAUCUCGUUUUGGUCGUUUCAUGCAGUUGGUUAUAUCCCAUGAAGGAGGUAUAAGAUACGGUUCUGUUGUUGCUUUUCUGUUGGAAAAGUCUAGAAUUAUUACACAAGAUGAUAAUGAAAGGUCAUAUCACAUAUUUUAUCAAUUUCUUAAGGGUGCAAAUAGUACGAUGAGAUCUAAAUUUGGUUUAAAAGGAGUUACUGAAUACAAAUUAUUGAAUCCAAAUUCAACCGAGGUAAGUGGAGUAGAUGAUGUAAAAGAUUUUGAAGAGGUAGUUGAAUCCUUGAAAAAUAUGGAAUUGAGUGAAUCCGAUAUUGAAGUAAUAUUUUCGAUAGUAGCUGGUAUAUUAACAUUAGGAAAUGUAAGAUUAAUUGAGAAGCAAGAAGCUGGAUUAAGUGAUGCUGCUGCUAUUAUGGAUGAGGAUAUGGGUGAGUUUAAUAAAGCUUGUGAAUUGAUGUAUUUAGAUCCUGAAUUAGUAAAAAGAGAAAUACUAAUUAAGGUGACAGUUGCUGGAGGAACCAAAAUUGAAGGUAGAUGGAAUAAAAAUGAUGCAGAAGUGUUGAAAUAUUCCUUAUGUAAAGCUAUGUAUGAGAAAUUAUUUUUAUGGAUCAUAAGACAUUUGAAUACAAGAAUUGAACCAGAAGGUGGAUUUAAAACAUUUAUGGGUAUGUUAGAUAUUUUUGGUUUUGAAGUAUUUAAAAAUAAUUCUUUGGAACAAUUAUUUAUUAACAUUACUAAUGAAAUGCUUCAGAAAAAUUUUGUAGAUAUAGUUUUUGAAAGAGAAUCAAAAUUAUAUAAAGAAGAAGGAAUAUCAACAGCUGAAUUAAAGUACACUAGUAAUAAGGAAGUAAUCAAUGUACUUUGUGAGAAGGGUAAAUCAGUUCUUUCUUACUUAGAGGAUCAAUGUUUAGCUCCUGGAGGAAGCGAUGAAAAGUUUGUAAGUUCCUGUACUACAAAUUUAAAGGAGAAUGAUAAGUUUACUCCAGCUAAGGUAGCAUCGAAUAAAAAUUUUAUAAUACAACAUACUAUAGGACCAAUUCAAUAUUGUGCUGAAAGCUUUUUGCUUAAAAACAAGGAUGUCUUAAGAGGUGAUUUAGUUGAAGUAAUUAAGGAUUCUCCAAAUCCAAUAGUAAAACAGUUAUUUGAAGGUCAAGUAAUUGAGAAGGGUAAAAUAGCAAAAGGAUCAUUAAUAGGUUCUCAAUUUUUAAAUCAAUUGACAUCUUUAAUGACUUUGAUAAAUAGUACUGAACCACAUUUUAUACGUUGUAUUAAACCAAAUGAAAAUAAAAAACCAUUAGAAUGGUGUGAACCCAAAAUAUUAAUUCAGCUUCAUGCCUUAUCUAUUUUAGAAGCAUUAGUAUUAAGACAAUUAGGAUAUUCUUAUAGAAGAACCUUUGAAGAAUUCUUAUAUCAAUAUAAAUUUGUUGACAUUGCUGCUGCUGAAGAUUCAUCAGUUGAAAACCAAAAUAAAUGUGUUAACAUAUUAAAGUUGUCUGGACUUUCUGAAUCCAUGUAUAAGAUAGGAAAAACCAUGGUCUUUUUGAAACAAGAAGGUGCAAAAAUAUUGACAAAAAUACAAAGAGAAAAACUUGUUGAAUGGGAAAAUUGUGUGAGUGUAAUUGAAGCUGCUAUACUUAAACAUAAAUACAAACAAAAGGUUAACAAAAAUAUACCUUCUCUUUUGAGAGUACAAGCUCAUAUCAGAAAAAAAAUGGUAGCUCAAUAA